Messenger RNA from Eutrema salsugineum, 1912 nucleotides. Its product is annotated as endoglucanase 2. Bases 256 to 1827 code for a protein of 523 amino acids. The transcript is spliced from 5 exons. Gene Ontology annotation, molecular function: hydrolase activity, hydrolyzing O-glycosyl compounds. NCBI's taxonomy places the organism in Eukaryota, Viridiplantae, Streptophyta, Magnoliopsida, Brassicales, Brassicaceae. Gene Ontology annotation, biological process: carbohydrate metabolic process. The record is from RefSeq and is a predicted model, not a curated record.
GUGGUUACAGGUUUGUUCUGUGUCGGUCGGUGUCUCUGUUUCUCUCUUAAUCAAUUUCUCUUAACCAACAUUUCCUUAUUUUUAGCCAAAAUCUGUUACUUUCCUCUCUCGAAUCUUUCUUCGUGAUUUUAGAUUUUUCAAAAAAGUCCCUAGAUCUAGCAAAACUUCUACCAUCCCUAAAUGCAUUCCCAUUGACAUCGGACCAAUCUAGCUCUGGCGAAAUUUUCCUCUGUUUUUGUGUAACACAUUUUGACGAUGGCGAAAUCGAGCUCGAGAUGUUGUUGUUGUAGUUGGUUCAUCGGGAUUCUCGUGUUGAUCGCUGUUGUGCUCGCCGUCGUUAUCACGAUCAGAAAUAAAGCAAACCGUUCCGAUGACGGAGACGACAUCGUUCCAGGACCGCCUGGAUCCAUUGAUAAGAAGUACGCCGAUGCUCUCAAGAUCGCUAUGCAGUUCUUCGAUAUCCAAAAAUCUGGUAAGCUGGAAAACAACAAGAUACCAUGGAGAGGAGAUUCAGGUCUCAAGGAUGGAAACGAAGCAAGUCUCGACCUUUCCAAAGGCUUAUACGAUGCUGGAGAUCACAUGAAGUUUGGCUUCCCAAUGGCUUUCACUGCCACAGUUCUCUCAUGGUCGAUUCUUGAGUACGCCGAUCAAAUGGACUCUCUCAACCAAUUGGAUCCUGCUAAACACACUCUCAAAUGGACCACUGACUUCCUCAUCAACGCUCAUCCUUCUGCAAACGUGCUCUAUAUCCAGGUGGGAGAUCCAGAGGUUGAUCACAAAUGUUGGGACAGACCAGAAACAAUGUCGAGGAAGAGAAGUCUCACUAAAAUCGACACAGAGACUCCAGGGACUGAGGUCGCUGCGGAAACAGCAGCGGCCAUGGCUGCAGCGUCUCUAGUCUUUAAAGAAAGUGAUCCCAAGUAUUCAAGCUCGCUUUUGAAGCACGCGAAGCAGCUUUUCGAUUUUGCAGACAGUAACAGAGGAUCUUACAGUGUCAACAUUCCUGCGGUUCAAAAGUAUUACAACUCCACGGGCUAUGGCGAUGAGCUCCUUUGGGCGGCUUCUUGGCUCUACCACGCGACAGAGGACAAAACGUACCUUGAUUUUGUUUCUAAAAAUGGAGACGAGUUUGCAAAUUUUGGAAGCCCUUCGUGGUUUAGUUGGGACAACAAGCUUCCAGGAACACAGAUACUAUUAUCAAGAUUGACCUUCUUCAAGAAAGGGUUAUCAGGAAGCAAAGGGCUUCAAGGUUAUAAAGAAACAGCAGAAGCUGUCAUGUGUGGGCUUAUACCAAACUCCCCAACAGCUACAUCUAGUAGAACUGAUGGUGGUCUUAUAUGGGUUGCUGAAUGGAAUGCAAUGCAACAUCCUGUGUCCUCAGCUUUUUUAGCCACACUCUAUAGUGACUACAUGCUCACCUCUGGUAUUGAGCAAUUCUCUUGUGGUGACACAUCCUUCAAACCUUCUGAUCUCAGAAAAUUCGCCAGAUCCCAGGCUGAUUACAUGCUAGGGAAAAAUCCAGAGAAAAUGAGCUACUUGGUGGGAUAUGGUGAGAAAUAUCCAGAAUUUGUGCACCAUAGAGGAGCUUCGAUACCAGCAGAUGCAAACACAGGAUGCAAAGAUGGAUUCAAGUGGCUUCAGUCAGAGGAACCAAACCCGAACGUGGCUUAUGGUGCACUUGUUGGUGGACCGUUUCUGAAUGAGACGUUUAUAGACGCAAGGAACAAUUCUAUGCAAAACGAGCCAAGCACUUACAACAGUGCUCUUGUGGUUGGUCUUUUGUCUAGUUUGGUUACUACGUCUUCCUCACUAGAAUCUUUCAUGUGAGAUUUUCUUAUAGAGGUCCAUUUUUUUUUAAUUAGAAUCACUCAUUCCACGCCUUUAUUUGUUUCAUUCCGUAAACGUAUGUAUA